Seriola dumerili (greater amberjack) is the source of this 1262-nucleotide messenger RNA. RefSeq names its product coiled-coil domain-containing protein 85C-A-like (gene ccdc85ca). The record is from RefSeq and is a predicted model, not a curated record. The coding region runs from base 238 to 1188 and encodes 316 amino acids. Gene Ontology annotation, cellular component: apical junction complex. The transcript has 4 exons. Lineage: Eukaryota; Metazoa; Chordata; Actinopteri; Carangiformes; Carangidae.
CGUACCCCGUUCAUAGAGAAGGCUUGUUCUGCUUUGUGGUUCGUGGUUUCCUCUGCCGGUGGAUUAAGAGCAGUGCGGUCUGAUCUGGGUCACCGGGGCCCGUGUAGGAUACGGAUCUGUCUCCGAAGCCCGGUAUGUAAUCCAUCAUGGAUCUGGUUUUCAUAAUAGCCUAACUGUCGUCCUACAGCUGUGAGAGGACCCCCGGUUUAUUAGGGCAACAUUAGAAACAGCUGGGGCAUGGAAGGUCACGGAGCGGAUUUGAGCCAGCGGCCCGACGAGGAGCUGCUGAUGCUGGGGAAGGAAGAUCUGAUCCGGAGACUGAGGAGGCUGGAGAGCCGCAACAUGGCCCUGAUGCUGGAGCACGGAAACAUGAUGAAAGACGUGAACCGGAGACUGCAGAUCCACCUCCACGAGAUCCGGAGUCUGAAAGAGGUCAACCAGAAACUGCAGGACGACAACCAGGAGCUGAGAGAGCUGUGCUGCUUCCUGGACGACGACCGACAGAAGGGGAAGAAGGUGUCCCGGGAGUGGCAGCGGUUCGGCCGCUACACGGCCGGCGUCCUGUGGAAAGACGUCGGACUUUACCAACAGAAGCUGACGGAGCUGGAGGCCGGUCAGGAAGCGCUGAGGACGGAGAACAUGGAGCUGAAGGAGAUCGUCCUGAUGCUGGAUGAGGAGAGGAGCGGAGCCGGCUCCCGGAGCUCCAUCGACAGCCAGUCCAGCAGCCUGAGCAACCUGAACGGCUCGGUGUCGGCUCGGGACGUGGGGGAUGGUAGUAGCACAUCCAGUACUGGGAGCGUCGGUAGUCCUGACCACCACCCCCACAACCACUUCCACAAAGCACCCGAGGGAAAGACAGCACCUCAGAGGAGGUCUAUGCAUGACCUGUCCGCCGACCACUUCCAGCGAGAAGCCGACGCAUCAGCCAGCUACAUCAGACAGCUGGAGAACAAAGUGAGGACGCUCGAGGAUGAAAACAAGCAGCUGCUAUCACAGGCUAAUGGAUGGGACAUAACAACUCUGAGGAAGGGUUUGUCUCUUUGUCAUUCAGACACUCAGCACUCACAGGACAACAUGCACAAUACAAUAGAACUCACCUCCCCACAAUUCCUCACUGUUCACACCUGGGGACGAGUCUACCCCAGGGACCUUCAGACCAGUGAGUAUUGGUCAGUGUGUGAUAUGUGACCCCCCAGGAUGUCACCAGACAAAACCAGAUCCCCGUCUUUGUUCGCCCUCUCUUCUCUCCUCGGCUUGCUCAG